Rana temporaria (common frog) is the source of this 4241-nucleotide messenger RNA. It is a transcript of the gene KLHL14, whose product is annotated as kelch like family member 14. The transcript is spliced from 8 exons. The record is from RefSeq and is a predicted model, not a curated record. Gene Ontology annotation, molecular function: protein binding. Bases 91 to 1920 code for a protein of 609 amino acids. Lineage: Eukaryota; Metazoa; Chordata; Amphibia; Anura; Ranidae.
ACUAAUAUAUUCUCUAUAUCUCUUACUAAAUGUUUUAAUGUCAUUUUUUUUCCUUUUGGUUUCAUCAACAGGUAGAACGUGAGGCCGGCCAUGUCCAGAUCGGGGGACAGGACUUCUACAUUUGACCCGAGCCAUAGUGACAAUCUGCUGCAUGGUUUGAACCUCCUGUGGCGAAAGCAGCUCUUUUGCGACGUGACAUUGACUGCACAAGGACAGCAGUUCCACUGCCAUAAAGCAGUGCUUGCAUCCUGCUCCCAGUACUUCAGAUCUCUCUUCUCCAGCCACCCUGUCCAGGAUGGUCUGUCUUCUGUCCAAAAGGAUCAGCAACAGCAGUCAGAGGAGCCUGGGACACCCUCCUCCUCCCCUGAUGAUAAGCUGCUGGUCAGCCCCAGGGCCAUAAAUAACCUGGUAUUGCAAGGCUGUUCUUCAAUUGGGCUGCGUUUGGUGCUGGAGUAUCUCUAUACAGCAAAUGUAACCUUGUCUUUAGAUACAGUCGAGGAGGUAUUAUCUGUCAGUAAAAUCUUGCACAUCCCUCAGGUCACAAAGCUUUGUGUACAGUUUCUUAAUGAUCAAAUCUCAGUGCAGAACUACAAGCAGGUGUGCAAAAUUGCUGCCUUGCAUGGCCUGGAGGAAACCAAGAAGCUGGCCAAUAAGUAUCUGGUGGAGGAUGUGUUGCUGCUCAAUUUUGAAGAGAUGCGUUCCAUGCUGGACUCUUUGCCACCCCCAGUGGAGUCUGAGCUUGCUCUCUUUCAGAUGUCUGUACUAUGGCUGGAGCAUGACAGGGAAACCCGCAUGCAGUAUGCGCCAGAUCUGAUGAAAAGGCUUCGCUUUGCACUCAUCCCAGCUCCAGAGCUGGUGGAAAGGGUGCAAUCAGUGGACUUUAUGAGGACUGACCCUGUAUGCCAAAAGUUACUGCUGGAUGCUAUGAACUAUCACCUGAUGCCUUUCAGACAGCACUGCAGACAGAGCCUGGCAAGCAGAAUUCGAUCCAACAAGAGGAUGUUGUUAUUAGUCGGAGGACUGCCUCCUGGACCAGACAGAUUGCCCAGCAACUUGGUUCAAUACUAUGACGAUGAAAAGAAGACAUGGAAAAUUCUCACAAUUAUGCCAUACAACAGUGCUCACCACUGUGUGGUUGAAGUGGAAAAUUUCUUAUUUGUGCUUGGAGGAGAAGACCAGUGGAAUCCUAAUGGAAAACAUAGUACAAAUUUUGUGAGUCGAUAUGAUCCAAGAUUUAACAGCUGGAUACAGCUUCCCCCUAUGCAGGAAAGGAGAGCCAGUUUCUAUGCCUGUCGCCUGGAUAAGCACCUAUAUGUCAUCGGAGGAAGAAAUGAAACAGGAUACUUGUCGAGUGUUGAGUGCUAUAAUCUAGAGACAAAUGAAUGGUGCUAUGUGUCCCCAUUACCACAGCCUCUGGCAGCCCAUGCAGGAGCCGUCCACAACGGCAAAAUAUAUACAUCAGGUGGUGUUCAUAAUGGCGAGUAUGUGCAAUGGUUGUAUUGUUAUGAUCCAGUAAUGGAUGUAUGGGCUCGGAAGCAAGAUAUGAACACUAAGAGAGCAAUUCAUGCCUUAGCUGUAAUGAAUGAUCGUCUAUAUGCAAUUGGCGGAAACCAUUUAAAAGGAUUCUCCCACCUGGAUGUUAUGCUUGUGGAGUGUUAUGACCCAAAGGGAGACCAGUGGAACAUUCUACAGACACCUAUUCUUGAAGGACGCAGUGGCCCAGGGUGUGCAGUACUGGACGAUCGAGUUUACCUUGUUGGAGGCUACAGUUGGAGUAUGGGUGCUUACAAAUCAUCCACUAUUUGCUACAGUGCUGAUAAAGCCAGCUGGACAGAACUGGAGGGAGAUGUUGCGGAGCCCCUUGCCGGCCCAGCUUGUGCUACUGUCAUAUUACCAACCUGUGUUCCCUACAACAAAUAAAGACUUUACAGAGAUGGACACUGUAACAUUACAGAGACUAAUGGACUACUUUUAUUUGGAAUUUUUCUUCCUUGAAAAGGUUGUAAAAGGAGAAGGCGGCUUGACAAAGUCUGAGAGAUUUAUCAGUACAGGAACUUUCAUCAAGUCGGUGUUACUCAAAGAAGCAGUUAUUUAAAAACAGGGGAUUUUCCAACUAACAAACAUUUAAAAAUCUCACAAAGACACCUUGCACAGAUGUGUAAAAAUUAUUGCAAAGGAUAACCGGAAGUAUGACCUAUAGUAAAGAAUCCUUCCAUUGAUUUCCCUUCCUACAGCACAUUGAAAGCUGGAAACUGAUUGUGGUUGUCAUUUUUUUUUUAGGAUUAUUUUUCAAGAUAUAAAAAGCAUGUUUUGCCCCUUCUUGAAACAUAAUACAUUUCUCAGUAUAGGCUCUGAGAACUUAUAAGCUAUAGAGAAUUCACGAAAUGUAUCUUCCACAGCAAAAUGAUUAUUAUAGUUCUUUAGUUCUUUGUUUUUGUAUGUCAGAACAGAAGACAAAUACAGAGCUUUAUGCCUAAAGCUAAUCAAAAGUUAAACUGCCCAUGUUGCCAAAGGCAAACAGACAGAGAGAUUAUGGGUAAUAUAAGGUGUUCCUUCAUUUUACUUUUUUAUUCUGAAUCAAAACCUGACAGCUGGUAGAUGAUUGGUUGCCCUGGGCUCUAUCACCUAAUUUUUGUACUUUUUAUAUAAAGCCCAUUGUCCAUAAAUAUUAGGUGAGUUGGUAUUAGGAAUUAGCACAUAGGCCAGUACUGAUUUCUAUAUCCGUUUUUCCCCCAUGUGGCAAUCAAAAUGUCACAAUCUCUUAUAAUUUAUAGCUACAAAACAAAAUGUGUUAGCUGCAUAAAUGACCACCCAACAUUUUAUAAAGUGGACUUUCACCAAACUCUGGUGAAGAAACUUCUUGGUCCAUUUGUUUUAAAUGGCAGUGAUUGGUUCUCCACCAGGGAAUGUUUGUUGAAAGCCAUAUUUUGUGCUUUAUAAAUAGACCUCCUAAAGCGGGACUUUAUAGCAUAACAUAUAGACAGCUGGGUGUGUUAUAUUCCUUUAUUUAUCUCCAACAUUAGCUGUUGUUUCCCAUUCCUAGGGUGAUCUAGCUUAGAUAACAGUAUACAAAUUUCCUAAAGAAGCACAUGAGUAAAAAUAACAAAACAUUUAAUAGGUGCAAAGUGCUACUUUUACCAUGUGACUUCAUACCUAUGGGUAUGGAAACACCUAUUAUACUGGUUAAAGUAAACCGGAAUUAAUAUGUAUGUUUAUUUAAAGGGUCAGUCCAUCCAAAGUUGAAAUUUAAAGCUUUUGCUGAUGUCAGGUUGAAGCUACUGUCAUAGUUAUUGUGAUGAAUUUCCAUUCUCUAUUGGAGUUUCCAUAAUAUUACAUUACAUAAGCAGCGGUAGUGAAACUAGGGGCCUGCGUUAACAGGUUUUGGGCUUGUGUUGAUGGAAUUAGAUUGAAGUCAGUUUAAGAUGCUGCUGAGAUCGUUUAGAAUUCAUUGACCCACAGUUGAUAUCUAUCUGAGUUGCAUUUGACCUGCUCCAAGCAAUUUUAGCAUUCCUAUAGACUUGUUUGGGAAUGCAAAACCUGUCUGAAGCAAACAAAAGCCUGUUGAUACAGACCCUGAAUUAUGCAGUGGGGAAGAAUAUACUGCAACUUACUACUGCAAAAUAAGACAGUACAACUGGUUUCUAAAACAACACUCUAUACUGUAUUUAGGUGAAGAUUUACACUGCAGCUUUUUUCUGACUGUUUUGAAUAAUUGGUAGGCAGUUGUGACUCUCACAAAGGUGGAUCUGGAAGCAUGUCCUAAGCUGAACAUCUUCAUUCAAAGUUUACAAUUAGCUGCAGAGUGCUGUAAUAAAGUGGCCUGUCUGCAGCAAUUUGACAAUCAUGUGAGUGUGGGUGAGCAGCCCUAAAUGUAGACUGUCUAUGUUUGAGGCCGAUCGCCUGGCUGUCAAAUUGGGGCAAGUGUCUGUGCUGUCGCUGUGUCCCAAUACUCAUUAAUAGUCUGCCUGCACACAGCACCUGGCAGCUAAAGCCACAUAAACAAUGUGUUCCUUCACAGACAAUGGGUGUCAGUGCCCAUCUGAAUGAGGCCAUACAGAAAGCCUGUUUGCAGUAUAUUCAAAACUACAACGCAAUGCUCUCAACUGAAAAUAAACACAUUUAAAAAGCUUAAUAAGAACACAAAGGGAAAUCUAAGAGGGAUGAAAGAAGAAAUACAAACAGCAGAAGAAUAGCUACAGUGGGGAUUGAAAGUUUGGGCACCCCAGGUAAAAAUUUGUAUU